Molecule: messenger RNA, 1734 nt
Organism: Symbiodinium natans
Lineage: Eukaryota; Dinophyceae; Suessiales; Symbiodiniaceae
Source: the annotation of a GenBank genome assembly
AUGGCUUGUCAGGAGAUGUCCGAGGCAUCUGACCUCGAUGGCGAAGAAGAAGUGGAUCGAGAAAUAGAGGUCCUAGGAGCUUACUUUUGCUGCACACUGGUGGACGUUGGUUUCAAUCGCUUCGCCGCACGCGUGAUGUGGAAUGCAAAAGUUGGCCGGAAGUUGAAGCCAGCUGCCACAUGUGCCAAAGGCCAGUGCCCACCUCUCCAGCCGCAUCAAGAGGCCGUUGCAUUCAUGCUGCAUCCGCAAUCGCCAAUCUCCCGCAUGCUUGUGGACCAUCCUACUGGAUCAGGCACCAAGUGUGCACUCUUCGCAUGGGAUUCAGUUCCUUGCGAGAUCUUGCGAGGCAAGACUCGCGAGAUGAUUUGCGUGUUGGACAACUACUACCUGGACCCACGACCGAAGGUGCCGAUUUUUCCCAAGGACGCUGUGCUCAGUCGCGAUCAGUUGCGCAUCUGGAAAGUUGAAACUCCUAUGGCAUACCCAGGACGAGCUGCCAAGCAAGGGGAAACCAUGAUCUCACAAGUGGUUAGCUAUUCGCCUUCAGGCCUCAGGAUGCGGCCAAAGCUAGUGGCUGUGCAGAUUGGCGCUCUCGGCGGCAGCUUCGCUGGGACCUGGCACCCUGAUGGCCCCUCGGAGCCAGAGUCAGCCACAAGUCGAUGGCGCGAAAUCAAGCUGCUGCACUCGCUCCAGGUUCUUCAUGGGGAGAAUGAGGCGGUCACGCAGGGAGGCAUUUCGCCAUCGCUUUCCCGAAGAAACUGCCCCUGCUGCACCCCUGCGAGCUUUGCGCUAUACAUCUGCUGGGGGUCGCCACGCGGACCUGCGGCCGGAUUCGUGGAUGCAGAAGCAUUUGGAGAAAUCGAUGGCUGGCCCGCGAGCGCUUUGCUGAAGGUUGCCUUCGAUCGUGCACAAGCCGGUUCCAAUGCUUACUCGAACAAGGUCCACAACCUGGUUCGGCUUCAGACCCAGUACUCCGAGCAGCUUGCACGAAACCUCCUGUCCACCGCACGUGGCACUGUCUUGGUGGGCUUCACCGGCACGCCUAUCCUGAACGAGGCAAGCGAAGGGCGCCAGCUGCUGGACAUUGUCAAGGGUGCAUUCGCUCCUCGAGGCGACAGUGGCUUCCUGUCUUCCUUUCCUAUGACGCUGAGACAUCCUUCAGCUCAGUACCGAUGCCACCAGGUCGUGCUAUCCGCGGAGGCCUUGAAGCGUUAUGUGCACUUCGGAAGCCUGCACGAUGGGCGAAGUGGUAGCAAGGCUCGCAUCCUUGCCAACAUGGAGAUCUGCGCUCCGAAGUUGUUUGCCAUUGCCGAAAGCAUUUCGCAGCAUGCUGAGAAGGCCCUGGUGCUGGUCGCACACAGCUCAGGUGUACUGGUUGCGGAUGCGGCGCAAUGCUCCGAGGGGGUCAGCUUUAUGGCGGUUCGAAAGCUUCACCUGGCUGAUGUGCCGGCAUCUCCUAGUGCCUUUGUACAGUCCGUGGGGAGAGCGAUACGAAUGUACGGGCAUUCAGCCUUGCCUGACAAUGAGCAGACCGUGACUGUCCAACUGUGGGUUGCAGUAUUCCCUCGCUGGAUGCGCUCGCCGCUGGCUGCCUGGAGCUUUCGCGCCCAAAAGCGGCGUGAUGCCGGAGACAUGGCGUGUGGUGCUCGGCACUUGCUCCGACGAUUGCUUGCUGCUGGCAUGACGGAUCUGGAAGCGCUGAAACUGCGCCCCUGGACAAAUGCUAUUGAGUAA